AGCAGCGACUGCACCAUGAUGGACGAGCUGGUGCAGGACCUGGUCUCUGCAUUGGAGCAGGCCUCAGAGCAGAGUAAGCUCGAGGAGCUGUGGGGGGGGAUGAUCCCAAGUCCUCUGCAGCAACGACGGCAGAUCCGAAGGCGCAGAGGCCGCAAGCGCUUCCACGAGUCCUCGCUCUAUCCCAUGGCUCGCAGACGAUGCUGGGUGGAGGCCUCAGAGUCCAGCAUGGAUGAGGCUAAAGAAUACAGAAAGAACUUGCCCUCCACUCUCAAAACAUCUUUGGCCAACAACAGCGACUCUGAUGACACAACUGACCGCUGGUCUUGUGUUGUUAGAAGCCCGGUCAGUUCAAGGCAACCCUCCUGGCUAGAGUCUGACUCCUUCACUGACAAUAAUCCAGGACGACCGCUCAGGAGGCGCAGGAAGCUCAAGCGGAUGACCUCAGAUGUGAAGGUCAGGUUUCAGCCAAAUCUGCACGUGAGGGAAAAUGGCAAAAAAAGGCCUCGUUUUUCUCCGGUGCCAUGUUUGAGCGGCUGGAUGGGAGCAGAGUCCGACAGAGGCAGACUGAUGGGAAAGGAGCGCUGGAAGAGGAAGAUGGCAGAAGAACACAGAGAUGGUCCAGAUGAAAACAUGUCUGAUGGGGAAAGCAGCAGCACCUGCAGCAGUGACCCUGGUCUGUUCACCAAUGAUGAAGGAAGGCAAGGUGAUGAUGAGCAGAGUGACUGGUUCUUUGAAGGGGACUGUGGAGUUGGGAAGGCGGUGACUGGUCUCCUGCCCAACUGGGACCCUGACAGCUCGCUUUCACUUGAGAAGAGACACACUCGGCCCAACUUCCUGCAGCCCGCACGCUGUUCUGUCAGAGGGUAUCACGCCCAUCCUGAUCGUCUGCUUUGCUCAGCCGCCUGCUGCUUGAGGAGGGACAGGAGACGACUUCCCAAGAAGAGCACCAACAUGCCACUGCUUGUAGAAAGACUGAGGCACUUCUCCCAAGAUCAGCGCCAGAGAAACUUUUGGCUGCCACCUGUUGGAAAACAAGACAGAAACCAGUUAAACCCUCUGUGCCCAGUUUGUCCUGCUGAUGCAAUGUCAGAGAGCUCCCAUCUCAGGUGUUCCUCCUCAAUCUUCAGGAACAGGCAGAGUAAUUUCCCUUCAGGACUGUUUAGUUCAGCAGACACGAAGAGGAGGAGAGAAACAGAAGCUGCAUCCAUCACAGCAUCAGCUACCACCCCAUUUCACAUAGAUCACCAGAAAGAGGAGUUAAGAGAAGGAGCCGGGCACACAACAAACGUAGAAGCAGUGGGACCAUCCACACCUCAGUUUUCUACGUCUGCUCAGCCUGAGAGUUUGUCUUUACUCCACGAGGACACUUGAAUAGAGAUCGACCGGCUCAUCUAAUUCCAGCAGAAGGUGGAAAAAAAAAGCUAUUGUGCCCGAAAAAAAGAAACUAAAGCUCGAACUGUUAU
Molecule: messenger RNA, 1463 nt
Organism: Nematolebias whitei (Rio pearlfish)
Lineage: Eukaryota; Metazoa; Chordata; Actinopteri; Cyprinodontiformes; Rivulidae
Product: G patch domain-containing protein 2-like
Exons: 10
Coding region: 16-1371 (451 amino acids)
Source: RefSeq, a predicted model, not a curated record